Lindgomyces ingoldianus is the source of this 277-nucleotide messenger RNA. RefSeq lists its product as uncharacterized. Bases 17 to 277 code for a protein of 86 amino acids. The transcript has a single exon. Lineage: Eukaryota; Fungi; Ascomycota; Dothideomycetes; Pleosporales; Lindgomycetaceae. The record is from RefSeq and is a predicted model, not a curated record.
UAUACAUGUCUACAAUAUGUACCCUUUGUCUUUCAACAAGGACCCAGUUAGUCCCACGGCGAACAUCAUCGCCAUCCUCCAGCUCUCGAGCAAGGUUGUUGGGUAUUUAACGGACGUAGAAGAUGCCUCGAAAGAUCAUGCAAGAUCCACUAUUAAGGCCUCGAAUUUGCAUCGUCUCCUUCUGAAUCUAAGGUUCCGCUUCGAGGGUGGAGCCGCCGAUAUACCGUGGUAUACGGUCAUCCGAGCCCUCGCAGUCGAGAAAGGACCAUUGGGCUAG